GGGUCUGAAUAUAUCGACAACUAAAUUGGCGAGAGUUCCAACGUUACUUAAAAUCAUGAAACUCUUUCUUCUUUAUAUAUGUACCAACGAAACGAAUAACGUUCUAAACCCUGUAGUUACUACUUCUCUCUUAUAUACUUGUUAGCUAAAAAGAAUUUCAGUUCAAUAUGUGAGAGGAAUUUAGCAGUUGAGAUUCAAUAAAUUAAAUGAAAAUACCUUUAGAAUACAUAGGUCAGCUAUAUCUGAGCGUACCUAAAAAGAAUAAACGCAUUGACCAAAACUGUGAAUGCAUCAUCAACUUUUAUUUACAAUCUAAUAAUUAUUUUAGAAAAGACUUUUAGACAUCAGGAUCUCGAUGGAUAUAUUUAAUUCACCUUUCUUUUGAUGGUAGUCUUUGAGUAAGGAAGCUCAAACAAUGAUUGUUUCGUUUUUUGUUCAUUAGUGAAUGAAAAGAGAAGUGAAAACAAAACUAGAUGGUGCUUUCAUUACUGAAUUAGAAAUGAAUGUUGGAAUUAAGUCUUUGCAUAAACCUGUCCUAAACAAUGAUUACUCCAAAAUUUGAAUUGCGGCAAGAUGCAGACUUUAUUUAUUUGAGUAUUCAGGCUCCUCAUAUUAAGGCGCAAAAUGCUGAAAUUGAGGCGAUGGGAUCAGAGAUCCACUUUUGCAUUGCUCCAUAUUUUUUGAAAUUAGAGCUUCCAGGAAACGUCUUAGACGAUGAACGAGCUCAUGCUUCCUAUGACAUUGGAAAAGGAAUGAUACAUAUUAAAUUUGCAAAGGAAAAUCCCGGCGAAGAAUUUCCUAAUUUAGAUUUAUUGACAACCUUGCUUGCCAAUAAAGAAAGGCCGGAGGCACCAAAAAAAGCAUUGAUUGAAGAAGUAAACGAUAUCCCAUCUGCAGCAAAUACGGAAGGAGAUGUACAAGCGGACGAUAUUAAUCCAGAAAUAGACUGGAGAAAUAUUCGUUUUGAUGACCCAGAUUUUGAUUGGGGUUUGCUUCAAAGAAUGGAAGACAAGAAGAUGAAGUAUACAUCUACAGUGAAUUACGGAUUUAACGAUCAAUAUACUGGAUUGCUUAAAUACUUGGAGGGAAAUGAGAUUAAUGUGUUGCCGGAGCCUGAAGUUACAGAUCCGCUACAGAGGAGCGAAAUCCGGAAGCAAACAGAAGAUGAAAAGUUUGACCCGGAGUACUAUUUAGCUGAUUUUCAUGAUCAUGAGAUGAUUGAUGAAUUGAUUGCUUACACCCCUAAGUAUGUUGAAUUGUACAGGCAUGCUAAAGCCGGUGACCCAAUAUCUUUCGAAUUUACCGAGAAUGAAAAGCAAAAUUUACUUUCGCUUCCUAGAAAAUCGUACAUUAUUGAAAAUCCAAAAAGAAUUUACCUUAAUCUGGUGGCAUUGAUUUUCGCUUAUGCUUAUGAUCAUCGGACAACUUUAGGUGACCCUAGCAGUGAAUCUGGCUGGAAUAUAGGAAUAAUGGCUCCUAAUGUUGCAUGCCUUGAUACAAAUUUUUCUACCAUCCACGAUGUAGCCUGUGCAUGCUUCCGUCGGGCCUUGGCCUAUCCUUUGUAUCGAAAUUGGAAUUUGGUAGAGACAUGCUGGAAGGAUACUCAUGCCAUUCUCAGCUUAGGAAAGAGAUGGAUUUUGCGCGUUUUACUUGGUAUAAAAUCGUUAUUUGAACAUCAUGAUGUGUACUACAUCUACAACACCAUGAUUAUUAAUGACUAUGCUUAUUGGAUUCAAACAGCAAAUGACAAUGUACUAGAAGCUCUGACUUAUCAGGUUAUGGAAUAUAUGCCAAAAAAGUCUGAAAUUGGAUGGCAAUUAGAAGAGUUGGAAACAGAGAGUAUACAACAAAUGGAAACGGAUAAUGAUGGGGAGGAUUAGGUUCAUACCAAAAUCAAAGGAGUGAAAUAUCAAGGAAUGUAUUGACUAGUAUUCCAGGAAUAUAUGGGAAAUGAAAAAAAACAAUGCUGUGACGUAAAAGGAAGCGGCAAUUCAUAAUCAAUAACCAGAAAAUAAAAAAAAAAAAAAAAAGAACAAGAAAACGGCGAUAGUGAAUUAUCAAAUCAUAAUACGGAUACGGAGAAAUUAGAGGAGUAGCCAGUUGUAAAACACAAAUUAAGUUACAAGUACCCACAAAAGGAAAAAGACUAUUAGUAUGCCGAAGACUUUGAACAGUAACGCACGAUUCGAAGAUACCCUAUCGUAAAACUUCAGGAUUUCUCUUUGAGCACUACCUAUGUUCGAGGCUAUAUCGUCAGUGUAAAGAUCAAUUCUUUGGACCGUUUCACGUUGUUCGGACACCAUUUGAGCUAAUUGAGAAAAAAUUCCACCAAGUUCAGAAAUGGUACUUUCAAUGCUUUCGAUGGAAGACAUCCUUUGUUGUGAGUAAACAUCUGUUUGAUUUUCCAACAACGCCAUUUGUUCGUAUCUGGUAUUUGCACCUUCUCCUAAAUUUAAAGCGAGGUAGUCUUCAUUUGGCUCAGAUUCAUCAUAAUUAAAAGGUGAUGCAGUCGCAUCAUUGUUGGUAAGAGGGUUGGUGUUUAGAGAAGUAGAAGCAACAAACUUUUCUGUUCGGUUUUGGGAAGCUUUCAUAUUUUGUGUGCGAACUUCCAAAAUAUCUUUAAAAUUCAUACUGGUAUCAGCAAGGGAGUUUUGGAGAGAAACGACAAUGUUCUCAUUGUGCUGGUUGAUUUGGGCAGGCUUAUUUCGAGACCCCUUUGAGGUUUGACGAACAAUUUGUUGCAGAGAAGCAAUGUCUGAGUUUAAAGAUGACAGACUUUGUUUAAUAUGGUAUGUCAGUUCCUGAAUUUCCACUGGCCGAUCAUCAAACAAUGUUUUCCUUUUGGCGACUAAACCGACAGUUAGUAUUCCUAUGACAACACUUUAAUAAUGAACAUACGCUGCGAUAAACGUUGUAGAUGUUUUCCAGUCUCGUUGAUCUUAUAAGCUAUUUUUUUCGCAACUGUUGUAAAUUCGCUCUUUUGAUGCUUUGCUUGCAACGCAUUGUUCAUCGUUGCAUUUGAAGAUGAAAUCCUCAUUCGAGCUCUGGUAUUUGCAACACAUGCUUGAAAUUCUGUAGUUCUAUCCUGAAAUGACAUGAAUAAAUCCUAGUAAAGUACGUUUUACUCAAUGUCGUCUAGAAAAGCUUGUGAUGUGUGGAAAGCUGGAGGUGGCUGUCUUCUCAGGUUGAAUGGAUCAGUAAACCAAAUAUGGUAAUUUUAUUUCGUAUCUUAAAAGAAUAAGAAAAAGAAAGCAUAAGAUAAGAACAUUAAUGAGAAAAUAGAAAUUUGUCUUUUGGGCUAAACCUAUUUGGAUGGGAGUAAACACUCUUGUGGACAUUUAUUUAUUUACACUACUUUCCGAAUGUAUAAUAGAAACUAGUGCGGAUAAAUGGUAAUACUAGAUUAAAAACUAUGGUUCUCGUAGUUUGCCAAGGCUGAGUUCUAUCCUUUAAGGAUCGUAGUCUUGAAUCUUUUCAAUUCUUGUGCUCCAUGCAAGUAAGUCUUCAAAACGAUGAAGAUUCAAUUGGCGAUAAACGAUGACUAAAGGAGAAUCAACGAAAUUGGGAGGGUGCAUAUGCCGUAUGAGAGAAGUUGUACUCGAUUUUAAAAGGUUUAUAAAAAGAGUCAAUGACUGGUCAUCGUUUAUGCUUUCAAUUAUUAGCAGAGUUAAAAUGUAAAAAAAUCUUUUAAUUCAGACUUCCUAGCGAGUGAGACGAAAUAAGACAAAAAUCGAGGAAUUACCUAUAGAGUCUUCAAUGGUUAGGGAAUUUUUUUGUGAAAAGUAUCGUUCCAAUAUAUUCACAGUAGCAUUAAACUUGAUUGUCGGCUCUAUUUUAUCCUGUUAAGGCCUUACGA
Messenger RNA from Schizosaccharomyces octosporus yFS286, 3856 nucleotides. Its product is annotated as box H/ACA snoRNP assembly protein Shq1. Bases 543 to 1880 code for a protein of 445 amino acids. NCBI's taxonomy places the organism in Eukaryota, Fungi, Ascomycota, Schizosaccharomycetes, Schizosaccharomycetales, Schizosaccharomycetaceae. Gene Ontology annotation, cellular component: cytoplasm; nucleoplasm. Gene Ontology annotation, biological process: box H/ACA snoRNP assembly. The transcript is spliced from 6 exons. The record is from RefSeq and is a predicted model, not a curated record.